CUCUGUUCUCAGCUCCUACUCCGCCACUCAGCGCUCUCCCAUUCACCGCCGAACCGCGCCGCUCGGCAGCCGACAGCACCUUCCAGCCUGAGCGAAACCGCAGGAGCCGAGCCGGAGGGGGAGACGCCUGGCGGAGAAUGGAAUGGAACCUCAGAAGGAUGGAGAGUGAACUGAAGCACAUCAACCCGGACCUGCUGCAGCCCAGCAAGAGCUUCAAGAAGCCAUCAUCAGGCACCAUCACCCUCAAUGUCGGCGGCUUCCUGUACACCGCCCACCGGACCACACUGUCCAAACACCUUGGCUCCUUCCUGGAGGAGCUGGCCAAUGGGAAGAAGGCGGUGCAGCACACCGACUCCAUGGGCAACCCGUUCAUCGACAGGGACGGCCCAGUGUUCCGCCACGUGCUCAACUACCUGCGAACCGGAGAGCUGCAGCUGCCUGACGACUUCCGGGAGGCGGGGCUCCUGCGGCGUGAGGCGGACUUCUACCGCCUGGGCGAACUGGUGGAGGCGGUGAGCGAGUGGGAGAACCAACGGGCCGCCCAGCGCGAACCUGCCUUCCUAGAGGUGACGGACAGCCACGAGAGGUCGCAGGGCCUGAAGGUGUACUGCAGCGACGCAGGCUUCAUCGACAAGGUCAAAGGGCGGCUGGUGCAGAUCUCCAAGAGCCGGCUCGAUGGCUUCCCGGAGGAGUUUGUCGUGUCGUCGAACGUCAUCCAGUUCCGCCACUUCAUCAAAUCGGAGCCGGGCUCGCGGCUCGUCCUGAAGGAGGACAGCACCUUCCUGUGCACGCUGGACUGCCUCAAACUGGAAACGGUGAUGCUGGCGCUCAAGGCGGGCUUCAAGCUGGUCACUGCGCUAGACAGCAGCAAGGGCUCGGUAGUGGCAGCAGAGGCCCUGCACUUCGUCAAAUAGGAAGGAGGCAGGGUAGGCAGGAAGGGGUUAACAGCCACCAGGUACUGUAGGUGUUGUUCUGUGUAACGUGGUAGAAGACUGACGGAUUGAGUCGUAUGUAUUUACUGAACAGCAGGCAUACGCUGCAAAAACACGAUUUGAGUUUUUAAUUUACUCCGAAGGGACGAUGCACAUUAAUUAACAUUUUGGUAAAUGCGCCGAAAUUAGCCAAAACGCUUUUUUCUAUCUGUUGUCCCUGGAAAGUGAGUAACUGGUGUUGCUAAAAAGCAAAAGUUAAAAUGACUUUAUACAAAUUUUGUCAAUAAAUAUAAACAGUACACUGCAAAAACAUAAAGUUAAAAAAUUUUUUUUAUGUACAUCAAUAAUUUUGUAACUGGGCCAGAAUUAGCCAAAACGCUAGUUUUUCCUAGAACGUCAGUAACUUGUCUAGCUGAAAACAAAAAAUAACACAAUUCAUUGACAAAAUUGUUCUAAUUUUGUCAAUGAAUACAAACAAGACUCCGCAUUAACAGAAUUUUUUUUAUUAUUAUUUAUUUGUUAGGGAAACCUUACAUUAAUUAACAUUUUUGUGAAUGUGCCAGAAUUAGCCAAGCCCAUAUUUUCCCUAGAAACUUAGUAAUUAUAGCUAAUAAUAAAGAAACGUUAAAAUGGCUUGACACUAAAUUUGUCAAUAAAUACAAACAAUACAUUGCAAAAACAGAAAAUCGUAGUUUUUUUUACCUCCAUUUUUUUUUAAAUUUGUUAGAGACACUUUACAUUAGUUAAUGUUUGUUAAUGCGGCUGAAUUAGCCAAAAUGCUAUUUUUCAUUUGUUGUCCCUGGACAAUGAGUAAUUUGUUAAAUUAAAAACAAAGAAAGGUUGAAAUUCAUUUUGUCAAUAAAUACAAACAGUACACUACAAAAGUGUAAUAUAUUACCAAGUAUAAUCUGCCAGUUGAACAAGUACUUUUUCAUCAACAUUAAAGAAAUAUUGCCUGAAAACAAGCUCAUAUUUCUAUCUGUUUUUGCAGCGUAAAUAAACUAACAAACACAGUCAUUAUUUAAAAAAAAAAGUAUGUAAAGUAACUAAAACUACAUUAAUCCUUCAUCUAGAUGGCAAAACAACACAUGGUGGGAUUAGGAGAAAAUACUUAAUAUUCAAAAUGUUGACAGAUCUGAGGUGUUAUGAAAUAAAUUAUAGGUAGUAAGAACUCUGACUGUCUGAUUGACAACACAUUAGUAACUACUUUUGUCUAGUUCUACUUCAAAUAUCUUAAUUCACCUGAAUUAAGACAAAACUAACUUACAAGUAACUUUUCAGCAACAAAAAUAGGAGCUUAUUUCAAUCAAUCAACUUUAUUUUUGUACCGAUAGAUUUACAGUGGGAUGCAGCACACACAAAAGAAAUAUAAAUAUAACAUGAUUAAAUGUGUUCAAAUACUUCAAUAGGACCAGAUAAAAUAAGAAUAAUAUAAAAUCAAACUUUGGAAACUUCUGGCAACAAAAAUAAAACUGGUUUUAUUCUGUUUAGUUUUACAUUCGGAGAUUAAUUAUCUGCAUCCAGAUGUUUUAAGCCAUUAAUUCUUUAAUAUUGAUGGAAGAAGUGAUAUUAUAAAUGAAAAAAGUUUCACUUGUAACAUGGGAGAAAUGUCUUGUAAGUGAAAUAAACUGCCAGGGGAACUGGAAUGUUUUCCAUUAAAGUCUUAUUAACUUUAAUAUCUUGCUGAAAAGUUACUUGUGAUUGAGUAUCGUCUUAUUUUAAGAGUAGUAAUUUGUUUUCACUAAAAACUAGACAAAAACAGUUGGUGGUAUUUUAUGUUUUUGCAGUGUACAGUCUGGUAACAGCUUCUUUUGAUAUGGUAAUCUUAAUUAAAACACUUUGGUUUUUAACUACGCACAAUUUCAAACAUAAAUGUAUAACAUAAUCCAGUUCAUUUAUUUGAAAUAAUUAAAAAGAAAAAAAAAACUACUGCUGUAAAAUUUAUCAAUAAAGUAAAAUUGGUAAUUUACUUUUGAGACAUAGAUUUUAAGAAAAAUAUAAUAUUAUCCCUUUUUUGUCAUUCUGGUUUUUACACUAUUAGGUCAACAAAUUGAUCUUAGUUGGUGAAUUAGUGAGUCUCUCCAGGGUGAUGCGAUGGUUUUUUAUGAUUAUUACAGAUUAAAAUGACUGGUUUUUCAGCAUUUUUUCAAAAAGUUUACAUUUAUCAAGCUUUAUUUUUUUGAUCUUACCAAAAAAAAAAAUAAUAAUUAAUUGCUGCACAUGACCUUCCCAAAAAAGACAGAGUUAAUAUUAAGACUGCAAAUAAAAUUUUCAAAUUGAAAUAGCAAAACAACAAAUAAAAACAUUUUCAGACGAGUUGUCAAAUGCAAAAAGAAUUAAAUACUGGACAUUAAAGGCAACAUGAACACGGUAUAAUGAAAUCUGACAGAAUAUCUCAAAAUUAUUUUUGAAAUGAAGAAAAAGAGAGAAGAAAUAGAGUUUUUGAGAAACUGUCAAUCAGGAAGUUACAUUUUGAUUGGUCAAAAUUCAGCUAAAUUGCAGUGAUUGGUCAGAAAAAGGAAAUACAGAAAACAUUAAGGAAUUACAUUUGUGGAAAAGUUGCAAAUUGUGAAAAUUGCAAGUCUGUGCAAAGUUUGCAAAUUAUUAAUUGCAUUUUCAUUAAUAGUUGAUAGAGCAGCUUCCUGGAGGAACUGAUUGGUCCGACUUUCUAUUCUGAUACUCCAAUCAGAGUCAUGGCUUCUGCUCCACUCCAUGUUUUCAUGGCGGGAAAUAUUUCCAAAAUCCAAAUCUGUCUUACUUGCAAGAGUUCAUAAGUGUUUAAUCAUCAACAGGUGGGGGAGGGUAACUUUUAAGCCAGGAGAAAACGGCUCUGGCAUCUCAUUAGAAAGACUUUAAAACGGUGUGAAGACAUUGAAACUUGUAACCAGCCCAUCCAUCCUGCACAGAGGUGGCUUAUAAACAAAGUUUACAGCAUUUCAAUAUAAAAAAUUUGCACUCUCCAUUUCCACAACUCAAAAUAAUCCGGAUAAUCCGUCCUGAACAGCUUUGGAUCCGUUUCAGCUUGCAAAAGCCUUCACAACCAGCCGUGAUGUGCACUGUUGUGCCAUUCAGCUUUUAUAACGGCCUCUGUGUGAGCGGCGUGUGUGAAAGUGUGUGUGCGUGUGUGUGUGCUUCGCUGGUGUAAUAGCUUGUGUUCAGUUUAUUAGCUUCUCUGGAGCCUGAAGGUAGAAGACAAAGCACAGAAUAAAAUAAAACUUCACCAAAAUGUUUAAGUGCAAAGAACUGUGAUGAUCGUAAGGGCUUUGAAUGCAGCAUGAUGCAUGUGCACUGAAUAAUCUGCGUGGUUGUGGCGCUGUGAGCCUCUGUGAAAGCCACUUGUCACAACUAUGACUUUUAAAUGUGAAUAUUUUACAAAUAAAAAUAAUUAUC
Molecule: messenger RNA, 4322 nt
Organism: Gambusia affinis (western mosquitofish)
Lineage: Eukaryota; Metazoa; Chordata; Actinopteri; Cyprinodontiformes; Poeciliidae
Gene: kctd4
Product: potassium channel tetramerization domain containing 4
Exons: 1
Coding region: 138-914 (258 amino acids)
Biological process (GO): protein homooligomerization
Molecular function (GO): protein binding
Source: RefSeq, a predicted model, not a curated record